Leptosomus discolor (cuckoo roller) is the source of this 1637-nucleotide messenger RNA. NCBI's taxonomy places the organism in Eukaryota, Metazoa, Chordata, Aves, Leptosomiformes, Leptosomidae. The record is from RefSeq and is a predicted model, not a curated record.
UUCCUCCACCUCCCUGAGACCCCUCUUUCUCCUCAGCAUGUCCCUUCUUGGCAUCCUCUUGCUGGAGAGGUGGAAGCCGAGGUUCCUGUUUGAUUUCUCAGCACAGCCAUCGGAGGAGCUGGGAGGGGAGAGUGAGGGGGUGACUUCAGGGGCACAACCUCAUCUGCUCAGUGUCCCUGAGCUGUGCCACUGUCUGGCAGAGAGCUGGGUCACCUUCAGGCUGUACCUGCAGGAACUGCUACAGUACAAGAGGCAAAAUCCUGCCAAGUUCUGCAUGAGUGUCUGUUCAGGCUGCCUGAUUCUGGCUGUAGUUGGACACUAUGUUCCAGGCAUAAUGAUCUCCUACAUCAUUUUGCUCAGCAUUCUGCUCUGGCCUCUGGUGGUCUACCACGAGCUGAUCCAGAGGAUGUACACGCGUUUGGAGCCUGUCCUGAUGAAACUGGACUACAGCAUGAAGGCAGAGACGCUGCACCACAAGCAUGAGAAGAAGAAGCGACAAGGGAAGAGUGAGCCUGCAGCAGGUGAUGAGCCAACAGCGGAGACGGAGAGUGAGAGCGAGGCAGAGCUAUCGGGCUUCUCGCCAGUGGUGGAUGUGAAAAAGACUGCCCUGGCACUGUCAAUCACAGAUUCCGAGCUCUCUGAUGAGGAGGCUUCCAUCCUGGAGAGCGGGGGCUUUUCUGUCUCAAGGGCUACCACCCCACAGCUGACGGACGUUUCUGAAGACCUGGACCAGCAGAGCCUGCACAGCGAGCCAGAGGAGUCGUUUUCCAAGGACCUGGCGGAGUUUCCCUCGGUGGAAGAAUAUCAUUCCAGAGACCUGGGACCACAGAGCGAUGAAGACGCGUUCGGUGUGCCUCUGGGUCCUGAGCUUGCCCAUGCUGCCCGUGAGCUGGACUCGGCAGAGAAGGAGGCCGCGGACUCUGAGCUCUCCAUCCUUCGCCUGGCGUCUCCUCUCCAUUUUGUAAAUACGCACUUCAACGGGAGCGGGCAAGCGGCGGGAGGCAACGCAGAGCCACAGACUGUCCCUGCCCCGGGCCUGGGCAUCUGCAUUGACACACUGAGCGAGGAGAUCGUCACCACUGCCAUUACCACGGCGGUGCAGAACACCCUCUCUGCCCUGCUGCGGUCCUCGGAGGCCAGCGAGGGGCCGUCCCUCUCCGAGUUCCUCCCCACUGAGCCCGAAGAGAAACUGAGCUUCCAAGCACAGCUGUCAGAGAGCGAAGCGGUGGAGACAGAGACAGCAGCUUCACCGGAGGAUGAGGAGGAAGCAGAUGACUUUGAGCUACUGGAUCAGGGGGAGCUGGAGCAAAUGGAUGUCGAGCUGGGGCUCGGAGAGGAGCAGGAGGCACGAGAGUCUCCUGCCGCUCCGGCUCCCCCCUCUCCCACGCUCGCUGAGCUGCCAAAGCAAGGAGAUGAGGAGGAGGCAGUGAUGACAGCGGCAUCUAUGUCUUAGGUCUCCUUCACGCUCCCCCUUUUCCUCCGUCGUCACUGGAAAGAAGGAAGAACUGGCAUGGUUGAACGUGCAGUGGGCUUUUAGAUGUUUGUGUUGACCGGGGUGGCAACGCGUCCGUGUUAGUGUGCUGUGUCUGGAGUAACGAGUCCUCUCCAUCCUUCUAGAGCCCGGCCUGGGCUGGCUG